Cryphonectria parasitica EP155 is the source of this 1809-nucleotide messenger RNA. RefSeq lists its product as uncharacterized. The record is from RefSeq and is a predicted model, not a curated record. The annotation marks the transcript as partial. NCBI's taxonomy places the organism in Eukaryota, Fungi, Ascomycota, Sordariomycetes, Diaporthales, Cryphonectriaceae. The transcript is spliced from 4 exons.
GACCCGCGGUCGUCCAGCACACACUCGCUAGUGCCCUCAUUCCACGGCGAUGACGACCGGAGGACCUUACUGGUCGUCUAUAUCCAUGGGUUCAUGGGCGACAACACUUCGUUCCAGUCCUUCCCGGCCCACGUCCACGCCUACCUGAAGGCGAUGCUGGCAGGCUCCCAUGUCAUCCACACCAAGAUCUACCCACGCUACAAGACCUACAAGGCCAUCGAUAUCGCCAGGGAUAACUUCAGCAGGUGGCUUGAGCCUCACGAGUCCGAGACCACUGAUGUCGUUCUUGUCGGCCACUCCAUGGGGGGCCUGCUGGCUGCUGAUGUGGCUCUGAUGCCCUCACUAAAUCCCGUGUACGGGCACCCAUUAAAGCACCGGAUCUUGGGGACUGUCUCCUUGGAUGCGCCACUGCUGGGCCUGCACCCUGGCAUCAUCAAGUCUGGCAUAGCAAGCCUCUUCCGCAAGGCCCCAGACCCCCCAGGAAAAGGCCAGGACCCUGCAGAAGGCUUGGCUUCCCAGAACGCAUCGGGUUCCAUGAGCACGCUGAGCUUCUCGACGGAUGGUGCGAGCUCGUCAGGGAUGAUCUCGACAACGCCCCUGACAGCCACCUCCUCUGACUCAACAAGGCCGGAUCCAACCUACAAUCCACCUUUCUUCAACGACGUGCAAUUUGUCGACAGAGGCUGGUGGAGGAACGUGGCACACUUUGCAAAAAAGCACUACUCAGAAGGACUCUUCUCCUCCACGUACCAACACCUGCUUUCCCACCUCGAGUUCGGUGCCUGCCUCGCCGACUACUCGGCGCUCAACAGCAGGUACAACAGGCUCCGCCAGCUCGAGGACGUUGAUGAAUUGAACUCGGGAGGCCAAGGAGCGCAGAGGAAGGCGAGGGUCCGUUUCAUUAACUAUUACACCGUGUCGACUGGCAUACCCAAGAAGCCACUACCGACGCCAAAACGCGCCCAAACACACCUGCGGCCAGAACUGCCUGAAUUUCAGCAGUCAACCCAUAAUAGCUCUGGAGCAUCCACACCGCGGAUCUCUAUCGAGGACUAUAGCGAUGGGGAGAGGCCGCAGACGAUGCAGCUCUUGGAUCCCGUGCCGGAGCCUGACAGCGAACCUGAGCAGGCUACAGAAGCGACUGGGCCAGCGCCAACGGAAGAUGACAGCAAGGGGAAGACAAUUGCCUUCGCUGCCGACGACCCGAAUAACGAUCUACCAGCGAUACCAGCUCUACCCGAGCCACCAGAGGUUCCUGACUUGGAGCGGUACACAGACAAGGACGCUAGAAAACAAGCAGAAAAGGAGUACAAGCGGUUGCAGAAGACGUACAACACAGCCCUCAAGGAUCGCGAGAAGGCCCUGAAGGAGAGGCAGAAACUGGUUGAGAAGCGACGCAAGAAGGCCCAGAAAGAUGCUGAGAAGCGACACAAGGAAGAAGAAAAGCGCCGCAAGGAAGAGGCAAAGCGGCUCGCCAAAGAACAGGAAGGGCAGGAUGAGGCCGGGCAGGUCGCCAGCCAGGCACAGGCACAGGCACUGCAGAGGCAGCUUACCGAGCUGGCGUUGCGCGAUGAGCUGCCGGGCGACGGCGGCGGCAGCAGGAAGCUCCACAAAUUCUGCAUGGUCCCUCCAAAGACCAAGAGCGGCGUCCGGGACUCGUGCUGGGUCCAGGUGUACAUGGAGGGCGUGGACGAGGUCGGUGCACACUGCGGGCUGUUCUUUCCGGGACCGCACUACGAAAAGCUCGUGGGCGACGUCGGGUCGAGAAUUGUCGGCUGGGUGCAUGAUGAUAUGUCUUUGAGGGCUAUA